This is a messenger RNA of Asparagus officinalis (garden asparagus), 1138 nucleotides long. Its product is annotated as synaptotagmin-2. The coding region runs from base 123 to 830 and encodes 235 amino acids. The record is from RefSeq and is a predicted model, not a curated record. Gene Ontology annotation, molecular function: lipid binding. NCBI's taxonomy places the organism in Eukaryota, Viridiplantae, Streptophyta, Magnoliopsida, Asparagales, Asparagaceae. The transcript has 6 exons. Gene Ontology annotation, cellular component: endoplasmic reticulum.
GGGUUGGAGUUUGGGGUGGAGUUGUUGUCGGCUACUAUCUCUUCAUCUAUUUUCAGCCCGCCGAUGUUAAGCAUCCUACAGUUCGACCACUUGUUGAACUUGAUUCAAAAACUCUGGAGCAGAUGCUUCCUGAGAUUCCCUUAUGGGUGAAAAAUCCAGACUUUGAUCGGAUUGAUUGGCUAAACAAGUUUAUUGAAUAUAUGUGGCCUUAUUUGGACAAGGUUGGUAAACAUGAUUUAAUGGGAAUGAAUGUUGUGCCAGUGAAGGAACUUGUACCUGAUGAGCCGAAAUCUAUGACGCUGAACUUGCUGAAAAAUAUGGAUCCUAAUGAUCCUCAAAAUGAAAAAUCACGUGGAGAGGUUGUUAUGGAAUUGACAUAUAAGCCCUUUAAGGAGGAUACAACAACCGAGAUGGCUGAUGAUGGGAAUGCGGUAGAAAAGGCUCCUGAGGGCACUCCAGAAGGUGGUGGUGUUCUCGUAGUUAUUGUUCACGAAGCUCAAGAUCUUGAGGGGAAACACCACACUAAUCCGUAUGUGAGAAUUCUUUUCAAAGGAGAGGAGAGGAAAACGAAGUACAUCAAGAAAAACAGAGAUCCAAGAUGGAAUGAAGAGUUUCAGUUUACAUGUGAAGAACCACCGAUUAAUGAUAAACUUCAUGUAGAAGUCCUUAGUAGGCCAUCAAGUCUUGGCAUUCACUCCAAGGAGACCUUGGGCUUUACUGAAAUCAACCUUGUAGAUGUCGUCAACAACAAGCGAACCAACGAGAAGUACCAUUUAAUCGAUUCUAGGAAUGGUCGUAUUCAAAUAGAGUUGCAAUGGAGGAGCACUUGAGAACUACUAGCAGAAAUUUCAAAAGGGAAGAGAAUUGUGGUUUCAUAGGAGAUUUGUUGUCUGCGCAAAGCCUUGAAAGCUUUAUGCGCUCCAUGGUAACGAUUGCCCUUGUACAUAAAAUGCUCGAUUGCUUCAUGUUUCUUUAAGCAUUUGUAAGUUCAGUGUUGUUUGUGACGGCAAAUUCUAGGAAAAUCCUUUUGUGGUACUGUUAUCUGUGUAAUUGUUUGCUCGCUUUCCACAAAUAUUGGGUUAUAGCAAUUUCUUUGUACUUUUAAGGAAUAUAAUUUACUUAUUUGUGUGUGCGUGCA